GCGUUGAGGGAGGAGGAGGGACUGAGAGGCGGGCGGGCCUGGAGCAAGCGGGAGCAAGCGGGAGCCGUGCUGCCUUCACAGCUGAGCUGGGCCCAGCCUCUCCCCUGCCUCUCUUCGGCCCCAGCUCCAGGCGAGCAGCGGCCUGUCUGAAGAGCAUGCUGCCCUCUCACUCCCCGCCUGGCCUGGCCAUCCCUGCCCCCCCAGCCUGACCCCCGGCCCCAGCAUGGCCCAGGGUGCCAUGCGCUUCUGCUCGGAAGGCGACUGUGCCAUCUCCCCACCACGAUGUCCACGCCGCUGGCUCCCCGAAGGCCCAGUGCCCCAGAGCCCCCCAGCCAGCAUGUAUGGCAGCACAGGCUCCCUGCUAAGGCGGGUAGCAGGUCCAGGUCCCCGAAGCCGGGAAUUUGGACGUGUGACAGCACCCUGUACCCCCCUGCGUGGUCCCCCAUCACCUCGUGUUGCUCCCUCACCCUGGGCACCCUCCUCCCCUACUGGGCAGCCCCCACCAGGGGCCCGGAGCUCCGUGGUCAUAUUCCGCUUUGUGGAGAAGGCCAGUGUGAGGCCACUAAAUGGGCUACCUGCUCCUGGAGGCUUGAGUCGGAGCUGGGACUUGGGUGGGGCCUCUCCUCCCAGGCCCACCCCAGUCCUUGGGCCUGGCUCCAACCGAAAGUUGCGGCUGGAAGCAUCCACAUCAGAUCCACUCCCAGCAGGAGGAGGCUCAGCUCUACCUGGCAGCCAGGGCCUUUUACAUGGGCCACCAGCUCAACCUCAGGUUGGAGCAGAUGGUCUUUACUCCUCUCUCCCCAAUGGGCUGGGGGGGCCCUCUGAGCACCUGGCCACAUUAUUCCGAGGACCUGCUAACACUGGACUCCUGAACCAGGGGGACACCUGGUCCUCACCUCGGGAAGUCUCCUCUCAUGCCCAGAGAAUUGCUCGAGCCAAAUGGGAAUUCUUCUAUGGCUCUUUGGACCCCCCCAGCUCAGGUGCUAAGCCCCCAGAGCAGGCCCCCCCAUCUCCACUUGGGGUGGGCUCAGGGCAGGACUCUGGGGUAGCUGUGGGGCGAGCAGCCAAGUACUCCGAGACGGACCUGGACACGGUGCCCCUGAGGUGCUACCGAGAGACCGACAUCGAUGAGGUGCUGGCUGAGCGGGAGGAGGCUGACUCGGCCAUCGAGAGUCAGCCCAGCUCUGAGGGCCUGCCUGGCACUGCCCUUCCACCUGCCCCACAUCCCAGCCCAUGCCUUAGCCCUCGUCCCAGCCUGGGCAGUGGCAAUGAGGAUGAGGAUGAGGCAGGUGGGGAAGAGGAUGUGGACGACGAGGUGUUUGAGGCCUCAGAGGGGGCCCGGCCAGGCACCCGAAUGCCUCACUCUGGGCCUCUCAAGUCUCCUUUGCCCUUUCUACCUGGGACCAGUCCCUCAGCUGAUGGGCCCGACUCUUUCAGUUGUGUGUUUGAAGCCAUCCUGGAAUCACACCGGGCCAAGGGCACCUCCUACACCAGCCUCGCCUCGCUGGAGGCCCUGGCCUCACCUGGCCCAACCCAGAGCCCCUUCUUCACGUUUGAGCUGCCUCCCCAACCUCCUGCCCCAAGGCCUGACCCACCUGCUCCUGCCCCACUUGCCCCUCUUGAACCGGAUUCUGGUACUAGCUCUGCUGCUGAUGGGCCUUGGACACGGAGAAGGGAAGAAGAGGAGGCAGAGGCUGGAGCCAAGCAGGCCCCAAGGAGGGAGCCCCCUAGUCCUUGCCACUCAGAGGACAGCUUUGGGCUAGGGGCAGCACCCCUGGGCAGUGAACCACCCCUGAGCCAGCUGGUGUCCGACUCAGACUCAGAGCUGGACAGCACAGAGCGGCUGGCCCUGGGAAGCACAGACACCUUGUCCAAUGGGCAGAAAGCAGACCUGGAGGCUGCGCAGCGCCUAGCUAAGAGGCUCUACCGACUAGAUGGCUUCAGGAAGGCGGACGUGGCCCGGCACCUGGGCAAGAACAAUGACUUCAGCAAACUUGUGGCUGGCGAGUACCUCAAGUUCUUUGUCUUCACGGGCAUGACUCUGGACCAAGCUCUCAGGGUGUUUCUGAAGGAGCUGGCCUUAAUGGGUGAGACUCAGGAACGGGAGCGCGUGCUGGCCCACUUCUCCCAGAGAUACUUCCAGUGCAAUCCCGGAGCCCUUUCUUCAGAGGACGGUGCGCACACGCUGACCUGUGCCCUAAUGCUACUCAACACGGAUCUCCAUGGCCACAACAUUGGGAAGCGCAUGACCUGUGGAGACUUCAUUGGGAACCUGGAGGGCCUCAACGAAGGCGGCGACUUCCCCAGAGAGCUGCUAAAGGCCUUGUACAGCUCCAUCAAGAAUGAAAAGUUGCAGUGGGCCAUAGACGAGGAGGAGCUGAGACGCUCUCUGUCUGAGUUGGCCGACCCAAACCCCAAGGUCAUCAAGAGGGUCAGCGGGGGCAGUGGCAGCGGCUCCAGCCCUUUCCUGGACCUGACUCCCGAGCCCGGGGCCGCGGUCUACAAGCACGGGGCCCUGGUGCGAAAGGUGCACGCAGACCCUGACUGCAGGAAGACACCUCGGGGCAAGCGGGGCUGGAAGAGCUUCCACGGGAUCCUCAAGGGCAUGAUCCUCUACCUGCAGAAGGAGGAGUACCAGCCUGGGAAGGCCCUGUCGGAGGCAGAGCUUAAGAAUGCCAUCAGCAUCCACCACGCGCUGGCCACGCGCGCCAGCGACUACAGCAAGAGGCCCCAUGUCUUCUACUUGCGCACAGCUGACUGGCGGAUCUUCCUCUUCCAGGCCCCGAGCCUGGAGCAGAUGCAGUCCUGGAUCACUCGCAUCAAUGUGGUGGCUGCCAUGUUCUCUGCACCCCCUUUCCCAGCUGCUGUCAGUUCCCAGAAGAAGUUCAGCCGCCCUCUACUGCCCAGCGCUGCCACCCGCCUCUCCCAGGAGGAGCAGGUGCAGACCCACGAGGCCAAGCUGAAGGCUAUGGCAAGUGAGUUGCGGGAGCACCGGGCUGCCCGCCUGGGCAAGAAGGCCCGAGGCAAGGAGGCUGAGGAGCAGCGGCAGAAGGAGGCCUACCUGGAGUUCGAGAAAUCCCGCUACGGCACGUAUGCAGCACUGCUUCGGGUCAAGCUGAAGGCAGGCAGUGAAGAGCUGGAUGCGGUAGAGGCAGCACUGGCCCAGGCCGGGAGCACAGAGGAUGGACUUCCCCCUCCUCACUCCAGUCCCUCUCUGCAGCCCAACCCUUCCAGCCAGCCCCUGGCUCAGUGUACUGGCUCAGAGCCUCGGGCAGGGGCAGGCAGUGGGCGGUGGAAGCCCUGAGUUGGGGAUGGGAGUGUGUGUGGGGGGUGGUGCCCACCGGGCACCUGCAUGCCGUGGUCCUGCCUGAGCCCGGGCCGGCCUCGGGCCACCUGUGAGGGCCCCUUGGCCCAGGGCCUGACCGCGCCGGACGCGGUGUCCGGGGCAGGGCAGGGCUAGGGGUGUGGGCCUCGAGGGAGCCUUAGGCUAAAGGCCCC
Molecule: messenger RNA, 3498 nt
Organism: Vicugna pacos (alpaca)
Lineage: Eukaryota; Metazoa; Chordata; Mammalia; Artiodactyla; Camelidae
Gene: PSD
Product: pleckstrin and Sec7 domain containing
Biological process (GO): regulation of ARF protein signal transduction
Molecular function (GO): phospholipid binding; guanyl-nucleotide exchange factor activity; protein binding
Source: RefSeq, a predicted model, not a curated record